UGGGCAGACCCGAAGUCAGCGGCAGCAGACGGUGGGCGGGUCAAGACGAGCCUCCGCACUGGCGCCGUGCCUCCGCCCCUGAUGCCCGCUGGCACUGACGGCGACGCCUCCUUCUGGCUCCCGAGACGCGUCCGCUCAGUUGUGAUGCCAAGGAGCUAGUCUCUGUGUCAUUUUCUGUUCGCAUCUCCAGUGAGCUAACCGCCUACCGCAGUCCUUUUCGCAAACUUAAUUCGUUUCGGCUACCAGUCUGCCGUCUCAACCACAUUCCUAAACGUCUCUGUCCCGUCUCCGUCCCGUCUCCGUUUCUCUCCGUUCCGUCUCCGUCCCGUCUCCAUCCCGUUUCUCUACACCGUUUCCUUCUUCCUAUCUCAUCCCAUCCUGUCCCAUCUCCGUCCCGGUUGUGAUGGGGGCGUCGGUGGCGCUGCGGUCGCGGCACGGCCUGCUGCUCUGCCUGCUGCAGUUGGUGUUUAUCGGGCUGUUCGCGGCUCUGGCCGUCUACCACCCGGACGCCGAUGAGACUCGGACCGUCUACCACCCGGACGCUGAUGAGACUCGGACAGGUCACGGAGACCAUGAGACCACGUCGGACGGCGCGGCCCACUCGAGGAUCUACCCCAUGUUCCAAGACGUCCACGUGAUGAUUUUCAUCGGUUUCGGUUUUCUGAUGACGUUUCUGAAGCGCUACGGUCUGAGCUCGGUCAGCGUCAACUUCCUGGUGGCCGGCCUGGUGCUGGAGUGGGCCAUCCUCGUCAACGGGCUCUUCCACCUGCACCACGGCAAAAUCCAGGUGGAUGCCAACAGUCUUCUUGGGGCGGACUUCACGGCGGCAGCGGUUCUGAUUUCGUUUGGAGUCGUCCUCGGCAAGACCUCCCCUUCUCAGCUGAUCGUCAUGGCCCUUCUCGAGGUUCCGAUUUUCGUCAUCAACGAAGUGAUUGGACGAAAAUACCUGAUGGUCACCGACAUGGGGGACUCCAUGUUUGUGCACGCGUUCGGCGCCUAUUUCGGCCUGGCUGUCAGCUUCGUGCUGUACAGAAAGGACAGCGAUAGCGACAACGCCGGCUCCAGCAGUAACUCGGACCUGUUCUCAAUGAUCGGCACGCUGUUCCUGUGGUGUUUCUGGCCGAGCUUUAACUCCGCGCUGGCGGUCGGGGAUGACCAGCACCGAGCUGUCAUCAACACCUACCUGUCGCUGGCGGCCAGCUGUGUCACCACCUUCGCCGUGUCGGCGCUCUUCCACAGGCAGGGGAAGUUCACAAUGGAGCACGUGCAGAACGCCACGCUGGCUGGCGGAGUGGCGAUCGGCACAGCGGCAGACAUGGCAGUCCAGCCGGUCGGGGCUCUGAUCGUCGGCACCAUAGCCGGAGCCAUCUCAGUCGUCGGCUUCGAAAAAAUCACGCCGGCGCUGGCCAAGCACUGCCGCGUGCACGACACGUGCGGCGUGCACAACCUGCACGGCCUGCCGGGCGUGCUGGCCGGCGUGGUGGGCGCCGUGCUGGCGGCGCUGGCCACUGAGGAGCAGUACCACUCCAGUUUGUACGUGCUGUUUCCGGCGAUGGCUCCUGCCUCCAACAGCUCCAGCUGGGAGCAGUUGCCGCCGGAGUGGGGCGUGGCUGCCGGCUCCGGUCGGUCGGCUGCGGCCCAGGGCGGUAUGCAGAUGCUCGCCCUGGUCAUCUCACUCAUCAUCGGCGUUCUGGGCGGCGCGCUGACAGGACUGAUAAUGCGGCUGAAGUGUUGGGACCAGCUGCAGACUGAGGAUCUCUUCAGUGACCGCCGCUUCUUCGUGGUGCACUGUGAGGACGAACCGGAGGUCCCCCGCUCAGGUCACACCGAGGAGCCCGAUACGAGGCUGUGAGAAACUGAUGGUCGGCGGUGGACGGUUAGGUACUCUGCCCCGCUGACAGCAAACGACCGGCGACGGAUGUAUGGAGAAAUGAUGGAGUCUCAGGAGACUACUUUGGCUAGUGGAUUGAGGGAGGGCGAGAGAGAGAGAGAGAGAGAGAGAGAGAGAGAGAGAGAGAGAGAGAGAGAGAGAGAGAGAGAGAGAGAGAGAGAGAGAGAGAGAGAGAGAGAGAGAGAGAGAGAGAGAGAGAGAGAGAGAGAGAGAAGUGGGCACGACUGGCAAAGUGAGUUAUUCAGAUUGACGAUGAGGUAUCGGCAUGCUUAGUUGCACUGACGUUGACAUGUUUUCGCGAGUUUCUGCUGGCAGCGACAGAGUUUAGGUGCAAGCGCUGAGCUCAGGCUCCAUUGAAUAAGUAGUAAGUUGUUACAAAAUAGCGAUCGGUGUCGGCAGGGUAACAAGAUGCACAUCAAAGUGUCCUCUAGAUGCACAUGCAUAUUGGUAGCAUGCAAAUAUUGUGUUUGUGCAUGUAUCCAUUGAAUACAUUGGUAACCUUCAUAAAAC
Molecule: messenger RNA, 2401 nt
Organism: Amphibalanus amphitrite
Lineage: Eukaryota; Metazoa; Arthropoda; Thecostraca; Balanomorpha; Balanidae
Product: ammonium transporter Rh type A-like
Exons: 10
Coding region: 404-1852 (482 amino acids)
Biological process (GO): ammonium homeostasis; ammonium transmembrane transport
Cellular component (GO): plasma membrane
Molecular function (GO): ammonium channel activity
Source: RefSeq, a predicted model, not a curated record